AUGUCUGACCACGAGGAGAACAUAUCUGAGGGUGGCUUCAAGACGCCGAUCCCUGAGCUCGACGAUCACCGCCAUCAGGUUGCAGCUAGCCCCCACCCGGAGCGGCCUCGAAGAGGCACCUUCGACACGCUUUAUGGAGCACGCCUGCUCGGACCCGACUCGGUCUCUGGAGAGCGGUUGCCAAGUAUUCGGGUUAGGGACUUUGAAGAGGCAAUUGUGGAUGAUGAUGGAGGAGACAUCUCGCCGCAUGCGCGACGGGUCCGUCGACCAACAGUUGAGACAAUGACUGACCAGAGAUCGAUCUCCCCACCCAACUCGGUGAAGGCCUUUGCUGAAGCGCGCCGUCGCGAGCGUGGCAUGUCCCUUUCCGAGUCUAAGGCCGAGAGGAAAGGCAGUGAGGAGAACCUGCAUCGAGCUGGCUCAAUUAGCAGCCGUCGCAGCCACCGCAGUCGACCUCACACGGUGGAUGACGGCGCCAGCUUAGCCACCAACCAGUCAGCGGAGGAAGAUGUCUGCUUCCCUCUUCAAGAUCCACGGCGUAAGGAUCAGCUGUACAUCGACUUCGACUACUUGGAGAACUUCGUCCAGUCUGACCAGGCGUCGCGAAUUGCCAGUCGCCGCGACUCUCUUCGUGCAUUCCCAGACUUGCGCCAGACGCAGACGUCCGAGGGCCAGCCUCAGUUGCAACUCAGCACCGUUGACGGAGAUAUCCUCAACAUGCCAUCUGACACCUCUGAUGAGCAGGAGAUCUCGGAGAAGGAGCACACCGCCGAAGAAGCUAAGGCUAAGCCUGCAACCCAGCAGCCCUUGGACCCGAAUCGUUUCAGCUUCUUUUCCUCGGCUUGGGAAUCUACGAUUCACGCGGCAGAACUCGGGGACUUGGUUCUCCCAGGCGAGGAUCUUCGGGGCCUUUUCACGCUCCCCGCUGAUGAAUCGGAUGGAGUUUGGUGGCUGAACGUCAAUAACCCCACAAAAGAGGAGUUAACCGCCAUCUGCAAGGCAUUCGGUAUUCAUCCCUUGACAAUUGAGGAUAUCACGACGCAAGAGGCGCGGGAGAAGAUUGAGCUGUUUCCCUCGUACUAUUUUGCAAGCUUUCGAUCCUUCACCCCGGUUCAAGAAGACGAUGGCUUGGAGUACGAGCCGUACAACCUGUAUGUCAUCGUCUUCCGUGAGGGUACUCUGAGCUUUAGCUUCGAGCCCAAUGCCCAUGCUUCUCACGUGCGUAAGCGUAUUGCCCUGCUCAGGGAUUACGUUGCGCUGAGCAGCGACUGGAUUUGCUAUGCUCUCAUCGAUGAUAUUGUGGAUAGCUUUGCUCCAGUCAUCCGCGACAUUGAACUGGAAGCUGACGCCAUAGAGGACGGCGUGUUCGUAGCCCGCGAGGAUGAUUCGAACCAGUUUCUGCGGUCCAUUGGCCGAGUGCGCAAGAACACCAUGGCUCUGAUGCGCCUCCUUGGAGGCAAAGCUGAUGUCCUGCGAGGCUUUACCAAGCGUUGCAACGAGAAUUACAAGGUCACACCUCGGAUGGACAUUGGACUUUAUCUUGGCGAUAUACAGGAUCACGUCGUUACCAUGGUUACCAAUCUCGGCCACUUUGAAAAGAUCCUGUCUCGCUCCCACAGCAAUUACCUGGCCCAGCUUUCCAUCAACAGCAUUUCUCAGGGUACGCACACGAACUUGGUGCUCAGCAAGAUCACUGUUCUGGCGUCAAUCCUGGUUCCACUCAACCUCGUCUGUGGACUGUUCGGCAUGAACGUCCCGGUUCCUUUUGCUGACACAUCUCUCGCUCCAUUCUUUGUUAUUCUUGGAAGCCUCAUUCUCUUCAGCGUUGUGAGCAUGACGUUGGCUCGCAAGUACAAGUUCAUUUGA
Messenger RNA from Colletotrichum orchidophilum, 1866 nucleotides. Its product is annotated as CorA-like Mg2+ transporter. Gene Ontology annotation, molecular function: magnesium ion transmembrane transporter activity. The record is from RefSeq and is a predicted model, not a curated record. Lineage: Eukaryota; Fungi; Ascomycota; Sordariomycetes; Glomerellales; Glomerellaceae. Gene Ontology annotation, cellular component: plasma membrane. The transcript is spliced from 2 exons. The coding region runs from base 1 to 1866 and encodes 621 amino acids. Gene Ontology annotation, biological process: intracellular magnesium ion homeostasis; magnesium ion transmembrane transport.